Aegilops tauschii subsp. strangulata is the source of this 573-nucleotide messenger RNA. Lineage: Eukaryota; Viridiplantae; Streptophyta; Magnoliopsida; Poales; Poaceae. The record is from RefSeq and is a predicted model, not a curated record.
AUGGCCUUGCUGCCGCUGCCAUCCCUCAACUCCUUCUCCAGCGAGCCCCGUGGCCGGUCUGCAUCGCCCUUGCCGGACUCCAUCCUUGCUCCGCCGCCACCACGCUCGACCCCAAGACAUGAGGUUGUUGGUGGUGGUCCGGAUCCAGCGCCUCCGGGCUCGCCGACGCCGGUUCUGACACAGCCGGAGCAGAGCGCGGCGGUAGCUGGGGAAAUCGAACAUUUUUAUGACGAAGGGGGGAGCUUGGGGAGGCAGGCGAGUGGCAGCUGCGGCGGUGGAGCAGGAGGCAGCUGCAGCAGGGGAGCGGGGAGCGGGGGAGCUGCGGCGGCGUGGAGGAGCGAAGCUACGGCGGCGGGGAGCAGCGGAGCUGGGGAUUCUGUCGGAGGAGCAAGACGAGGAGCGCGGGUUCGAAAAGGUAGUGGGUUUACGCGUGGCCACGGGAGAAAGGUCCUGUCCUCUCUCUCCGGGGACUUCGACGGCGAAGAAGAAGAAAAGGAAGAAGAAGAGGGACGCAGCGAGCACCUGCCUGCCUGCGGCGGCCAGGCGCUAGGGGAGCUGCGUCCAAGGCUCUGA